This is a messenger RNA of Tilletiaria anomala UBC 951, 1534 nucleotides long. RefSeq names its product pyridoxal phosphate-dependent enzyme, beta subunit. Lineage: Eukaryota; Fungi; Basidiomycota; Exobasidiomycetes; Georgefischeriales; Tilletiariaceae. Gene Ontology annotation, molecular function: cystathionine beta-synthase activity; cysteine synthase activity. The transcript is spliced from 3 exons. Bases 92 to 1336 code for a protein of 414 amino acids. Gene Ontology annotation, cellular component: cytoplasm. The record is from RefSeq and is a predicted model, not a curated record.
CCGAUACACCCCCAUCAUCUAUCAGUUUUCUCUUUUCAAGCUUCUUGCAUUUUUCUUACUUCUCUCUACCGAUCCUCAACAAUCACCAACCAUGGCGCCACCCAUGAUCCACGAAAACGCACUCGACUGCAUUGGCGAGACGCCGCUGAUCCGGCUGAACCGCAUCCCACAAUUGCGUGGGAUCAAGUGCAACGUGUACGCCAAGUGCGAGUUCUUUAAUGCCGGCGGUAGCAUCAAGGACCGCGUAGCCACGGCCAUGAUCGACACCGCCGAGCGCGACGGCCGCCUGAUCCCUGGAAAGAGUGUGAUCAUCGAGCCGACGUCCGGCAACACGGGCGUCGGGCUGGCGCUCGCAGCGGCGGUGAAAGGCUACAAGUGCAUUAUCGUUCUUCCGAUGAAGAUGUCGACGGAGAAGGUCAACACGAUGCGCGCGCUCGGCGCGCACGUCAUCCGCACCCCGACGGAGGCGGCGCACGACGAUCCGCGCUCCAACCUCCAGGUCGCCAGGCGCCUGGCAAAGGAGACGCCCCACGCUGUCCUGCUCGACCAGUUUAGCAACCCGGCCAACCCGGCGACGCACCGCCUCACCGCCGAGGAGAUCAUCCGCGCUCUCGCGAACGGCUCCGUCAAGAGCCGUAGUCAACUGCAGCAGCAGCCCUCUAUGGUCAGCAAGCCGGUAUCCAACGUGAAGAACCUCACCGCCGAGCAGCUGCUGCCCAACGCGGCGCAGCGCCCUCUGACACCUGAGCUCAGCAGCCCCGAGGGCUCGCCACCCUCCGUGCACCGCCAAGUCGCGCUCGGGUCUGACCACCCAAGCGGGAGCAGCAGCAGCAACGUCCUUGUCGACGCACUCUUCGCCGGUGUCGGCACGGGCGGCACCGUCUCGGGCAUCGCGUCGCGUCUGAAGGAGGCGGACCACAACCCCAACUGCUACGUCGUUGCUCUCGACCCCGUCGGCAGCAUGCUCGCCGAGCCGGCGGAGCUGAAUGUUCUUCCCAAGGGCUCGACGGGUGCUUACAAGGUUGAAGGUGUCGGCUACGACUUUGACCCGCAGACGCUGAACAAGCGUGUGGUCGAUCAGUGGCUCAAGACGAAUGAUGACGAGUCAUUCGCGAUGACCCGCGAGCUGAUCCGCACCGAGGGCUUGCUCAUCGGCGGCAGCUCCGGCGCAGUGGUCAGUGGAGCGAUGCGUUGGCUGCUCAACGAAGGCUGGGAGAGCAUCGGUAGUCAGGAAGGCAAGAACGUUGUCGUUGUGCUGGCGGACGGGAUCCGAAACUAUGUCUCCAAAGAGUGGCUCGUUCAAGACUCCGAAGACGUCGUCCUGCCUGAGGCAUGAGCCGCUUCGGAAUUCCCGAUGGCUUCCACCUCUACCACGCGCCUGCGUUGCCAAUCAUCAUCAUCACGCCGUCUGCACCCUUCCUCUCAACGCUGGAGGCGCAAGCACGGCAACCAACCGCAAGAAAGGAAAAAAAAGGAAAAAAAAGGAAAAAAAAACAGAAUUCGAAAACAUCAAACCGAUAGUUUAGUCGGUGUA